Messenger RNA from Serpula lacrymans var. lacrymans S7.9, 812 nucleotides. RefSeq lists its product as uncharacterized. Bases 80 to 664 code for a protein of 194 amino acids. The record is from RefSeq and is a predicted model, not a curated record. Gene Ontology annotation, cellular component: small-subunit processome; nucleolus. Lineage: Eukaryota; Fungi; Basidiomycota; Agaricomycetes; Boletales; Serpulaceae. The transcript is spliced from 8 exons.
GGUGAAGUUUGUGGAUUACUGUGGCUGAGGCCAUCACUGGUUUCCCGUUCAUCCUCCAGUCUUCAGAAAGCAAGUUAUCAUGGGAAAGGCAAAAAAAACACGCAAGUUCGCAGCAGUGAAACGCAUGCUUAGCCCGAACGAUGCUCGUCUCAAGGAAAACCAGCUAAAGCAAAAACGAAAGGAGGAGGAAGAAAAGGCGAAGGCUGUUCGCCGAGUACCGCAGAUAGCAUCGUCGCUAUUCUUGCAGCACAACACCGAGCUCGUGCCGCCAUACCGAGUCCUCAUAGAUACCAACUUUAUUAAUUUCAGUUUGCAGAACAAAUUGGAACUUAUCAGUGGAAUGAUGGACUGCUUGUAUGCCAAGUGCAUACCUUGUGUUACAGACUGUGUUAUGGCAGAGCUGGAAAAGCUUGGUCACCGAUAUCGAGUAGCCCUCCGUGUUGCCCGUGAUCCACGCUUUGAGCGUCUAAACUGCAGUCACACAGGCACAUAUGCCGACGACUGUCUCGUACAGCGUGUAACUGCACAUAAGUGCUUUAUCGUCGCGACCUGUGAUCGUGAUCUCCGUCGACGCAUACGCAAAAUUCCGGGUGUACCAUUGAUGUACAUCGUCAGCCGACGGUACGCAAUAGAACGACUACCCGACCAGGGUGCUCCAGUAUAGUAUAUCUUGAGAUAUGGGUCCGUCUUUCGGAGAAAAAAGUAGAUUAUGGCGAUGUAACAUGUCAGAAGUUGUAACUAUGCAAAUCCAAUCGUGUAGCAGAGAUAAUAUAGUUUUGGUAUCCCUCUGCGCCGCGGUGCUACCCAUUCGC